AUGCAACGGUUGGUUGAUCAAGGUACACAUAAAUUAAAUGCAAUUGUAUACAAUGAAUACAUAUGCAUAGCAAUUUGUCUGGGGAUGCAUAGCAACAGUUUGAUCCACACAAUGGUCUGCUUUGUGGUUAAUGCGUACUUCAUAGCGUUGCCAUUUGGCACGCUGCUUCUUUAUGCAAUUGCAAAUGAAACUACAAGGCAUGGAUACAUAGCAGGCGGGAUGUCAAAGAAUUACUUCAAGUACUUCUAUCUAUAUGGUGUGAUGUUGUCUGCUAUCUUACCUAUUCAGAACAUGUACAGAGUUCAUCUAUACAGACGACUAUUUGAGACUGUAGUGUUCAAGUAUUCGCCUAAGAGCAGAAUGAGACCUAUACAUUUUGUUCAUGGAAUGGCCUACUACACAUGUAUGUGCUUACAUAUGCAUGGGAAGGCAAUAGUGCACACAAAAGUGUUUAUGCUGCUGAAUAUCGCACACUUUGCAGCUCAUUACUGUGUUUUCAUCAGAAAGCAGUAUAUUUAUUCGCAUUAUGUGCUUGAGUUGAUGAUACAUAUGCAUCUAUGGAUGGAAAUAAGAAGCAUGCAGCUUUUUUUCAACUUGCUGUAUGCUGGUGUAUUUGUGGGAGUGUCGAUUGCCAACAGAGAAGCACUGAAGCAUAGAAAGCAUGCACUCGGUAAAGGGAAGGAGUGGCCGUAA
Molecule: messenger RNA, 693 nt
Organism: Ordospora pajunii
Lineage: Eukaryota; Fungi; Microsporidia; Ordosporidae
Exons: 1
Coding region: 1-693 (230 amino acids)
Molecular function (GO): protein binding
Source: RefSeq, a predicted model, not a curated record